Brenthis ino (lesser marbled fritillary) is the source of this 837-nucleotide messenger RNA. NCBI's taxonomy places the organism in Eukaryota, Metazoa, Arthropoda, Insecta, Lepidoptera, Nymphalidae. The record is from the annotation of a GenBank genome assembly.
AUGGUACACAGCUGUAUAGUUCGUGGUUGUAGAAGUGAAUGGUAUCCUGGAUGCGAUCUAAAAUUUCACUUAUUUCCGAAAAAUAUUAAAAGAAGAGAGAAGUGGUUGUCAAUUGUGCCCAUAAAAAAACAAUUUUAUGAAAGUGCUAAAAUAUGUAGUUUACACUUUAAGCCAACAGAUUAUAACUGUUAUGAAACUGGAAAGACCUUGACUCAUACAGCAAUUCCAUUCUUUGAAGAAAAUUUACCCACAUCAUCACCAGUUGAGAAUGAAAAUGGAUGUAUCUUCUUAACACUUUCUACUACAACAUCUCAUUCCAAUAAAGAGCUAUAUGAAGCAAAUGACAAUAAUGAAGAAUGUACAAAUCGCCGAAAAUACCUACAUGAUAAGGACAUUAUAAGAGAUAUGAAUUCAGUAGUACCAAUUAUUAAUUGCCCCAGUACACUAUCUUCUCUUAUUCAGGUAGCUGACGAAAACACACGUCGUGUAUGUAAAGAAAAAGGCAUACAAGUAAAGCUUACAAGUAACCGAGAAAAAAUGUUACAGAAACACAACAAAAUGUUAGAUGAAAAAAUUAAAAAACAAAAAAAGUACAUUGCUCAUAUGAAAUCUUUAUUAGGCGCCGUAAAGGAGUAUACGACCCGGUCGGAAAUAGAAAAUAUUAUUACAGGAAAUUUUGCUGAACUCAGUAAAUUAUUUACUAAGUCAAAUCCCCAAAGUCCACGAUAUUGCAAUGAGGUUAAAGACUUUGCACUGACGGUUCACUUUUAUUCUCCUAAAGCAUAUGACUUUUUAAGAAGUUAUGUAGCCUUACCUAGAGCUGACACUUUAAAGAGA